Mucor velutinosus is the source of this 918-nucleotide messenger RNA. RefSeq lists its product as uncharacterized. Gene Ontology annotation, molecular function: hydrolase activity, acting on ester bonds. The record is from RefSeq and is a predicted model, not a curated record. NCBI's taxonomy places the organism in Eukaryota, Fungi, Mucoromycota, Mucoromycetes, Mucorales, Mucoraceae. The transcript has 6 exons. Bases 1 to 918 code for a protein of 305 amino acids.
AUGCGAUCGUUUUUGUUGUGCUGCUUGAUUUACAAUACAGUUCUUGUGCAAGCGAGUGUGGUGCCGUAUAAGAGCUAUCUAAAACGAUCCAUAUCAAAAUUCAACACUAUUUUUGCUUUUGGAGACUCUUACACUGCAAAUGGCUCCCUGAAGAAAUUCUAUGCCGCCAAUGAUGUGGAUUUUGACGAGGCAGACUUGCAUCCAGAUACAAUUUCAACGAUCAAACGGUCUACCAAUGGCAUAAUGUGGGUCGAGUAUCUAUCUAAAUGGAUGAACGAUGCAUCUUUGUAUGAUUUUGCUCAAUCAGGUGCUACUGCAAACAACGAUUUGGUUGCUCAUCCAGGCUCGAUCGAUAUGACUCAUCAAAUUAACCGCUAUCUUGCUUCAAAUGUUGCCAAAGAGCCAAAGGAUACGGCUUUGCAUGUCUUGUGGACUGGCGUCAAUGAUGUAAGGCUCUUAUUCGAGGAAGAGGAUGAUGACUUGGCUAGACGGUCCAUGGUCGAUAGUAUAGCUGCUUCCAUCAGCAAUGAUAUGCAACGACUGUAUGAUGUGGGUGCCAAAUAUAUUAUACUACUGGGAUUAAUACCAUUGGACAUCACACCAUUGUAUCAUGAUAAGCCUUCUGACACAAAGAAAGCAUUCAAUAGGCUUGUCAAAUACUACAAUGCAGCACUCGUUGAACUAUUAAACCAAUUCAAGACCGAGCAUCGGGACGUCAAUGCCUCAUAUUUUGACACAUACCAGUUAUUGGAAACAGCAUUCAGUCAAAAGGAAUUGCAGAGAAACGCAAAAAUGGAUUGCGGAGGAAGAGCUGAUUGCGGAGACAUGAUUUGGUGGAACAAUUUGCACCCUACAACUGCAAUACAUGAGAAGAUAGCACAAGCAAUGUACAGUAGCAUUGCUUCUCUUGGUUGGUAA